This is a messenger RNA of Symphalangus syndactylus (siamang), 4189 nucleotides long. It is a transcript of the gene TAPBPL, whose product is annotated as TAP binding protein like. Lineage: Eukaryota; Metazoa; Chordata; Mammalia; Primates; Hylobatidae. The record is from RefSeq and is a predicted model, not a curated record.
UCCUGUGUCUGACUUCAGAUCCCCUUUUCCCAGUUAUAUCUCCACUUUUCUGGGACAGGUGGGGAGCAAAAGGGUGCAGAAGUCAGAUCUUGAAAUCACCUGGGGAUUUCCGGGUGAGGCGGGUGGUGAGAAAGGAAACAGCAAGCAGGGCUCUGGCAGCUGCUGCAGAUAGCUUCACACAGAGACCCGGCUGCCAUCUUGCUCUAAGUGAAAGUGAAAGAAAAGUCGGCAGCAGAGGGAACAGAGAAGAACCCAAAGGCCGCGGGCUGGCCAGGUGUGCUUGGAGACCCCCCUUCUCCCGCCGGGCCUCGCAAGCAGCGUAGGACUGUGGAGAAGGGCGGUGGGCAAGGAGGGGACUCGAGAGCAGCCUCCAAUGGGCACACAGGAGGGCUGGUGCCUGCUGCUCUGCCUGGCUCUAUCUGGAGCAGCAGAAACCAAGCCCCACCCAGCAGAGAGGCAGUGGCGGGCAGUGGACGUGGUCCUAGACUGCUUCCUGGCAAAGGACGGUGGGCACCAUGGAGCUCUCGCCAGCAGUGAGGACAGGGCAAGGGCCUCCCUCGUGCUGAAGCAGGUGCCAGUGCUGGACGAUGGCUCCCUGGAGGACUUCACCGAUUUCCAAGGGGGCACGCUGGCCCAGGAUGACCCACCUAUUAUCUUCGAGGCCUCAGUGGACCUGGUCCAGAUUCCCCAGGCCGAGGCCUUGCUCCAUGCUGACUGCAGUGGGAAGGAGGUGACCUGUGAGAUCUCCCACUACCUUCUCCAGAUGAGAGAGACCACUGUUGAGACAGCAGCUUGGUUCAUGGCCAACGUGCAGGUCUCUGGAGGGGGACCUAGCAUCUCCAUGGUGAUGAAGACUCCCAGGGACGCCAAGAAUGAGGCUCUCUGGCACCCGAUGCUGAACUUGCCCCUGAGCCCCCAGGGGACUGUGCGAACUGCAGUGGAGUUCCAGGUGAUGACACAGACCCAAUCCCUGAGCUUCCUGCUGGGGUCCUCAGCCUCCUUGGACUGUGGCUUCUCCAUGGCACCGGGCUUGGACCUCAUCAGUGUGGAGUGGCGACUGCAGCACAAGGGCAGGGGUCAGCUGGUGUACAGCUGGACCGCAGGGCAGGGGCAAGCUGUGCGGAAGGGCGCUACCCUGGAGCCUGAGCAGCUGGGCAUGGCCAGGGAUGCCUCCCUCACCCUGCCCAGCCUCACUAUACAGGACGAGGGGACCUACAUUUGCCAGAUCACCACCUCUCUGUACCGAGCUCAGCAGAUCAUCCAGCUCAACAUCCAAGCUUCCCCUAAAGUACGACUGAACUUGGCAAACGAAGCUCUGCUGCCCACCCUCAUCUGCGACAUUGUUGGCUAUUAUCCUCUGGAUGUGGUGGUGACGUGGACCCGAGAGGAGCUGAGUGGAUCCCCAGCCCAAGUCUCUGGUGCCUCCUUCUCCAGCCUCAGGCAAAGCGUGGCAGGCACCUACAGCAUCUCCUCCUCUCUCACCGCAGAACCUGGCUCUGCAGGUGCCACUUACACCUGCCAGGUCAUGCACAUCUCUCUGGAGGAGCCCCUUAGGGCCAGCACCCAGGUUGUCCCACCAGGUACUGGGAGUGUCCUCCUUUUCCCCACCUCCACACUAGGGCUCAUGGCUCUCCUGCCCCAGCUCAUCUAUGGCCUUGUUCUGCUGCCCAUCCACUUUGUUCAUAGCCCUGGCUUCGUGCUCCUGCCUCUGCUCCUGGCUAUCUUUCCCAAGGCGGCAGCUUCCACAGCUUCUACCACACAUCCUCCGAGACUUCAUUAUACUCCAGCCUCCAGGGUGCCAGGCAAUGUGCUUAAGGCUGGAGAUCACAGAUGAAUAAUUCCUGAUCACGCCCUCCAGGAGCUUAGUCCAGUAAUAGAGACAAGACUAAGUAGACAGAGAAGAUGGCAUUUGAGCCAAGUUAACUAGCUUAGAGGGAAGGGAACACUCAAGAUAGAAACAAUAGCAUAUAUGAAAGCCAAAUCAUAAAACAGCCUAAAGAGAAUUUGGAGAAUUGCAAUUAAUUCAGCACAGCUAGAGCCUAGGGUAUAUGGGAAAAAGGGAAAGUGGCUCUGAAGCUUCGGAGGUAAUUCUAUUUAUUGAGCAUUUACAUGAAUCAAGCACUGUAGAAAGCACUUAAAUGUGUGAUUUCAUGGAUCAUGACUCCCAUUUUACAGGUGAGUAAACUGGCACUUGCAGAUGUCAAUGAAUUUGCCCAAAGUCACCUAUCAAUCAAUGGUAAAGAGAGAAUGUGAAAAACAGGCAACCGGAUUCCCCUUACGGGCUUAAUUAAAUGUUGUAGAUCUCACUGGGCCUUCAAGAGGGAACUUCCUGAGAGCCACAGCAUGCUGUUGAAAGGUUUUAUUUAUUUAUUUAUUUUAUUUUACUUAUUUUUUUGAUACAGAAUCUUGCUCUGUUCCCCAGGCUGGAGUGCAGUGGUACGAUCUCAGCUCACUGCAACCUCCACAACCUGGGUUCAAGCCAUCCUCCUGCCUCGGCCUCCCGAGUAGCUGGGAUUACAGGCACACACCACCACACCUGGCUAAUUUUGUGCUUUUAGUAGGGAUGGGGUUUCGCCAUGAUGGCCAGGCUGGUCUCGAACUCCUGACCUCAGGUGAUCUGUCCGCCUUGGCUUCCCAAAGUGCUGGGAUUACAGACAUAAGCCACCACACCCUGCCUGUUGAAAGGUUCUGAACAGGAAAGGGACAGGAAAGAACCCGCAACUCGAAAUCGAAACAUCCAGGAGCACUGGGCAUUAUUUGCUCGCUCAUUAGACUGUGAACUUCCCCAAAACUGAAGUUUCACCUCAGUUCACAUCAUUCCCCAACUAUUUACAAAAUCCCAGUUAACUGGUGGUUUUUUGUUUUGCUUUGUUUUAUUUUGUUUUGUUUUGUUUUGAGAUAGGGUCUCACUCUGUCACCCAGGCUGGAGUGCAGUAGCACGAUCUCAGCUCACUGCAACCUCUGCCUCCCAGGCUCAAGUGAUCCUCCCACCUCAGCCUCCCAAGUAGGUGGGACCACAGGCGUACACCAACAUACCCAGCUAAUUUUUUGUAUUUUUGGUACACAGAGGGUUUCACCAUGUUGCCCAGGCUGGUCUUGAACUCCUGAGCUCAAGCCAUCCACCCACCUCAGCCUCCCAAAGUUCUGGGAUUACAGGCAUGAGCCACUCUGUCCAGGCAAGUUAAGUGUUAACAAAUAAACCAACCUAAAUCUCACUUGCAAAGCAAUUUUUAAAACCUUGUCCUUAGGUGGAAAGAGGUAGAGAAUUCUGUGUGGAGUAACCCACAAGUAUCCAGCAACCUUAAAUAAGUACAAAUGCUGCUGGAUGCCUUGUUCCAGGCUCCUCAAUCAGGGACUCACACACACACUCCUUAGCUCCUCCUCCCUGGGAUGGACACUGCGGGUGAGGGCUCAGCUUAUGAUUCCUACGCACGAUGAUCCCCGCUCGUGUUGCUCUCACCUACAGAGCGGAGAACAGCCUUGGGAGUCAUCUUUGCCAGCAGCCUCUUCCUUCUUGCACUAUUGUUCCUGAGGCUUCAGAAACGGCAAGGUAAGAGCCAGAGUGCCCUUGGCUGUGGCCCUGGCCCACCUCACCCACUCUAACCAGAGUGCCCUUGGCUGUGGCCCUGGCCCACCUCACCCACUCUAACCACGUCCCCACCCAGACCAGGGUGGAAGCCCACAUGCCCCAAGCUCCAGCCACCCACCCAUCACAGCCUCCUGCUUUCGAGUUUGCCCUAAAUGAAAAUGACACCAGUCGUGUUCCCUCGUUUUCUCCUAGCUACCUCACUAAGGUCUGUCACUCUCCUGCCUCAGAGUAGAAAGAAAGAGUAGUCACGUGCUCCCAGGAGGACUGUAAGUCAAGUCGCAGAGCUAAAAAUGCAUGAAGGUGGCACCAGCUCACGGGGCACUGGGCCUGGCUCUGCAGAGGCCUCUGCCUUCCUUCACUGUGCAUCCUGGGCUCAUGCACCAAGGCAGAGAACAGGAAGAAGUGAGGGGACAACAAGAAGGCAGAAUGUCCAGAUGGAGGUUAAGACCAAAGAGCCAGGUUGGUGGUGCGGUGGUAGGAAAAUAAAGCUGGAAGAAAUGGAGAAGGAACAAGUGACGGACAAUGAGGCACGGGUUGGGGCUGGGCUACCCCUCCCAAACUCAGCUCUGUCAAAAUAAAAGCCUCUUGUGUCUGCUGUGA